AUGGCUGAUUCAACUGUCGUCUCCAACACGGAGAAUCUCAUGAAGUACAUGUCUCUUGACCAGCGUGGUUCCGUCCAAGCUGAGUACAUCUGGAUUGAUGCCAAUGGCGCGUUGACGAGCUUCCCGAAUGGAACUUCGACGGUUCCUCCACCGGCCAGGCCCCCCGGCGGUAACUCCGAUGUCUACCUGCGCCCCGUUGCCAUCUUCCCCGACCCCUUCCGCCAGGGUGACAACAUCCUUGUCCUCUGCGAGACCUGGGACUCCGAUGGAUCCCCCAACAAGUUCAACUACCGUCACGAGGCCGCUCGCCUGUUCGAGACCCACGCCAAGGAGGAGUUCUGGUUCGGUCUGGAGCAGGAGUACACUCUUCUCGGUACCGAUGGCUGGCCCUACGGCUGGCCCUCCGGUGGUUUCCCCGGUGCCCAGGGUCCUUACUACUGUGGUGUCGGUACCGGCAAGGUUUACUGCCGUGACAUCGUCGAGGCUCACUACCGUGCCUGCUUGUACGCCAAGGUCGCCAUCUCCGGUAUCAACGCUGAGGUCAUGCCCUCUCAGUGGGAGUACCAGGUUGGCCCCGUUCCCGGCAUUGACAUGGGUGACCACCUCUGGAUGUCUCGUUUCAUCCUCCACCGUGUCGCUGAGGAGUUCGGUGUCCGCAUCUCCUUCGAGCCCAAGCCCAUCAAGGGUGAGUGGAACGGUGCCGGUCUGCACACCAACGUCUCUACCAACGCUACUCGUGCCGAGGGUGGUAUGAAGGCCAUUGAGGCCAUGAUGAAGAAGCUUGAGGCCCGUCACGUUGAGCACAUCGCCGUCUACGGUGAGGGCAACGAGGAGCGUCUCACUGGUCGCCACGAGACCGGCAGCAUCGAGAAGUUCUCAUAUGGUGUCGCCGACCGUGGUGGUUCCAUUCGUAUCCCCCGCCAGUGCGCCAAGGACGGCAAGGGUUACUUCGAGGACCGUCGCCCUGCUUCGAACGCUGAUCCGUACCAGAUUACCGGUAUUAUUGCCGAGACUCUGUGCGGUGGCCUUUAA
This is a messenger RNA of Penicillium cinerascens, 1032 nucleotides long. RefSeq names its product Glutamine synthetase beta-Grasp. The record is from RefSeq and is a predicted model, not a curated record. Gene Ontology annotation, cellular component: cytoplasm. Lineage: Eukaryota; Fungi; Ascomycota; Eurotiomycetes; Eurotiales; Aspergillaceae. The transcript has 5 exons. Bases 1 to 1032 code for a protein of 343 amino acids. Gene Ontology annotation, molecular function: glutamine synthetase activity.